AUGGCUGAAUACCACCGGAAAAUAGAACUCCAAUCGCCGGAUGACCUUCAGUACUUGAUCGCGAACGUCCGACGCGCCGCGCAUGAGAAAAUUGACAGAGAUUUACCGCCUAUAGAAGGCGAGGACAAGAUGCGACGACGGGUUGAGGAAUUGGUUCAAGAAUACAUCUCCCAGGUAUUCCACAGCACGGCCCCAAACCUGACGAUCAACGGGCUAUCGCCGACCCGCGAGCAGCUAGAUUCCAUGCUCACGGCGCCGGGAAACACACGCAGCAUCGAGGAAUACGAGCCCUUCAACCCGAAGCUGUGGGAGCGGGCGAAGGAGCUGGCGCGGCAGGAAGAAGAUCUGAUUGAGGAGAUAGCGGCGCUGAGGAGGAAGAUGCCCGGGGUAGCGGUGGAGGGCGUGAAGAACGCGUUCAAGGAGGGGAUGGAGGGGGAUGAGAAGGUGUUGAGGGAGAGGUUGGAGGGGGUCAGGAAACGCGAGAGUGGGUCUGGAUUGGGGGUGGGCAAGAUGGAGAGGCAGGAGGAGGUGGAGAGGGGGUGGGAGAAGGGUGUUCAGGGUUUGGGACGUUUGAAGAGGACGAUGCCGGAAAUGGUGGCGAAGAAGGAGAGAGCGGAUCGCGCAGAAGAGUAUGUGCUGGAGACGAAAUAG
Amorphotheca resinae ATCC 22711 is the source of this 651-nucleotide messenger RNA. RefSeq lists its product as hypothetical. The record is from RefSeq and is a predicted model, not a curated record. The coding region runs from base 1 to 651 and encodes 216 amino acids. Gene Ontology annotation, cellular component: kinetochore; MIS12/MIND type complex. The transcript has 2 exons. Gene Ontology annotation, biological process: mitotic sister chromatid segregation. Lineage: Eukaryota; Fungi; Ascomycota; Leotiomycetes; Helotiales; Amorphothecaceae.